AUGGUGGAGGCUCAGUCAUGGACCACUCGCCGGAGCAGCAAUCCUAGGUUAGAAACCUCCGUCGACAUCCCGACCACGCCCACCGGUGAAGUCCGUUACGGCACCAGCAACAACAUUUUCGCGGCCUUAUCUAUCACAUCAGUCGUUUCUCCGACAAUCUUAACGGCUCUGAUCAUCGCGUCAUGGUACUUAUCCAACAUCGGCGUCCUCCUCCUCAACAAAUACCUUCUCAGCUUCUAUGGCUUCAGAUACCCGAUCUUCCUCACAAUGCUUCACAUGAUCUCCUGUACUUUCUACAGCUUGAUCGCAAUCCGGUGGUUCCAGAUCGUUCCGUUUCAACAGAUUUCAUCUCGAAAACAGUUUUUUAAAAUAUUCGCAUUAUCCGCAAUUUUCUGCUUCUCAGUCGUUUGUGGAAAUACCUCACUCAGAUACCUGCCUGUUUCAUUCAACCAAGCUAUUGGAGCAACGACGCCAUUUUUCACCGCGAUCUUCGCUUUCCUGAUCACUUGUAAGAAGGAGUCUGCUGAGGUAUACUUCGCUUUAAUGCCAGUUGUAUUCGGAAUUGUUUUGGCGAGUAACAGCGAACCAUUGUUUCAUUUGUUUGGAUUUUUGAUGUGCGUGGGAUCCACCGCUGGCAGAGCGUUGAAGUCGGUGGUUCAAGGAUUGUUGUUGACGUCGGAUUCGGAGAAACUCCAUUCAAUGAAUCUCUUAUUGUAUAUGGCGCCAAUGGCGGCCGCGAUUUUGUUACCUUUUACUUUGUAUAUAGAAGGGAAUGUGUUGGGCAAGACAUUAGAGAAAGCGAAAAGUGAUUCGUUUAUGGUGUUUCUGUUGAUCGGAAAUGCUACAGUGGCGUAUUUGGUGAACUUGACGAACUUUUUGGUGACGAAGCAUACGAGUGCAUUGACAUUGCAGGUGUUAGGAAACGCCAAGGCUGCUGUUGCAGCGGUGGUUUCUGUAAUGAUUUUCAAAAAUCCGGUGACGGUGAUGGGGAUUUCCGGUUUCGGGGUGACGAUAAUGGGAGUUGUUCUUUACAGCGAGGCAAGAAAAAGAUCUAAAGUCACAGUUCACUGA
Molecule: messenger RNA, 1071 nt
Organism: Lactuca virosa
Lineage: Eukaryota; Viridiplantae; Streptophyta; Magnoliopsida; Asterales; Asteraceae
Source: the annotation of a GenBank genome assembly